This is a messenger RNA of Bactrocera latifrons, 1871 nucleotides long. RefSeq lists its product as uncharacterized. The record is from RefSeq and is a predicted model, not a curated record. Gene Ontology annotation, cellular component: actin cytoskeleton; cytoplasm. Gene Ontology annotation, biological process: actin filament polymerization. Bases 92 to 1414 code for a protein of 440 amino acids. Gene Ontology annotation, molecular function: protein binding. The transcript has 4 exons. Lineage: Eukaryota; Metazoa; Arthropoda; Insecta; Diptera; Tephritidae.
AAUAUAUUUAUGGAAAUUUAGUUUCAUCUUUAUUGGUAUUUGCUAGAAUUAAAUUUUUUUGGCGAGAACCUUCAGUGUAAAAAAUAAGCAUAUGAUGCGGAUGGUUGUCUAUCUGACAAUCGUGGCUCUUUGUUGGCAAUUUAAAAUGACGAGUUCACGCACAUCCACUUUAUGGAAGUUAAAUACAGAUAGUGGCAAAAUAACAGGACACAUUUCCGAUACUCAAGGAAAGGCAGAUAACACAAUGCUUGAAGAGUUUAGCAUACCAUUGUUUGACGCUAAUGCUGAUGUCUAUGCACAAGACGAAGUAUUUUAUAUCAUUGCGUCUACUUUGACACUGGGCGCAAGUACAGGUUCUAGAUCAGGUAUCACAGAUGCAGACCACAGUGAGGGAAACAAUGUGGGAUACGGGUGGGUACGCGAAUCACCUGAAAAUUCUAUAGACACUUUGGCAACAUUAUCAAAACGGUGCAAUGAAAGUGAUGCUGAAAAACAAGAAUCUAACGGCACGGAAGUAGAAAACAAAAAAUCUUCAUCCAUUACGGGUACUUCCGAUACACCAACUGUAACUAAUGUUGAUACUGCCUUGGUAGCUGAUGAAUCUUUGGAUUGUAAACCAGUGAAUUUUACAUACUACGAUUAUCUUAUUGGAGUGGGACAAAGAUUCAAUCAUCCCAAGAUACCAGAGCCAGAGGUUGCUUAUCUUUUUCUGAAAAUUAAAGAUGAGAACUCUUUUAAAAAUUUCGAUAUAUCAGCUUUGGAACGGCGUCUCAAAAGAACAAAGCGUGAAAAGCCUAGAUCAGUGCAACUGUAUAAUCAAAUUGGGAAUUACUGGCGUAUUGUGGGUGACGCGCGUCAAGCAAUUGAAUGCUUUAGACGAGCUCUAGCAAUGUCUCCAACAAAUGCCGAAGUUCUCUUGAAUUUGGCGCGCGUACUUUACAAUCUUCAAUAUCUUGACGAUGCUAUACACUUGACAAGAAGGUCUUUAGAAAUGCAACCACCUGGACGGUCUGCUUGGCAGCAAUAUUUCACACUUGGAGAAAUUUUUAAAGCUUAUGGACAUUUUCAAGAAUCAAUUUUGCAUUUGCGACAUGCACUUGAACUCUAUCCCCAGCACGAACCCAUAUUGAAGGCCCUACGGGAUGUGGAGAAUAAUCCUUCAUCAACAUUGCAUGUGUACACAGUUGUCAUAAUCGUUGCCUUGGUCGUUGCUGUUUUUAUUGUAAUCAUAACAUCAUCUAACAACAGUGAUAAAUAUAAUGGUUUAAAUAGCGGCCAUACUCAAAGUGAUUAUGAGCCUAAAACGCAACGGCAUUUCAACCGCGCCAUGGCUAUGCGCUCACUCAAGGGAUUUUCCUCUUCCUCAACUUUUACGGGUUCAUCAUCACGGAACCUUAGACACAGAAAAAAUUGAGCCUCCCAAAGUAGAAGUGGAUAAUUUGCCACAACACUAUCUAUCUACGUCCACGCCCAUGCUUACACAAAUAAAAAUUGCUUAAAUAGCACAAUUGCUUAUACACAUAUACACGUGAACACACAAGUUCACACGAAAAUACAAAUCAGGAAUACCAUUGGAUAAGAGGAAAUGUUGGGCUUAGCGAUAUAUCGGUGAUUCGAUAGAUCGAUUAAACGAAAUGCCAAAAAUGCACGGAUCUCAAGAAGAUAGGUGACCCAUUUACUUAGUUAUUUUGUUAUAUGUAGAUUUACGACCUAAACUACAUUCGGUUUAAGAAAAGUAUAUUUGAAAAUUAUCACAAUACUUUUAUUUUAAAUAAUAUUAAAAAAAAUUCAUGUAAUAAGCCAAAUUAACUUGUUAUAAAAUUACAUUUUUUUGUUCCUUCUGUUCAUAUUUGUUUAAAUAUGGAUAUUGU